Trichoderma aggressivum f. europaeum is the source of this 1332-nucleotide messenger RNA. RefSeq lists its product as uncharacterized. The transcript is spliced from 2 exons. NCBI's taxonomy places the organism in Eukaryota, Fungi, Ascomycota, Sordariomycetes, Hypocreales, Hypocreaceae. Gene Ontology annotation, cellular component: cytoplasm. The record is from RefSeq and is a predicted model, not a curated record. Gene Ontology annotation, molecular function: hydrolase activity, acting on ester bonds. Bases 1 to 1332 code for a protein of 443 amino acids.
AUGAUGCUUACUUGGUCGCUAUUAUUUGCUCCUGUGUUGGCGAUGCCGACGAGGAGACUUGUUGCCGAGCCGAAACAGGCUCAGCUUAUACAAGAUGAUGGGCUUUUAUCGAAACCGCUGAGUUUUACUCGGAAUGGGACCUUUCAGAUAUCCAUCUUUGAAGAUCUUCAUUUUGGCGAGAAUGCUUGGGACACUUGGGGCCCUCAGCAAGAUAUCAACUCCGUUGAGGUCAUCAACAAGGUGCUCGAUCGAGAGUCUCCUGGACUUGUUGUCCUAAACGGCGACCUCAUCACCGGAGAGAAUUCUUUUCUAGAAAACAGCACUGUUUACGUCGACCAGAUUGUCCAGCCACUUAUUGACAGACGUCUCACAUGGGCAUCGACAUAUGGCAACCAUGACUACAGCUUCAACAUCUCUGGUGAGCGUAUUCUGGAGAGAGAGCAGCGUUGGCCAAAUGCCCGAACAAGCAACAUGGUUCAAGGACGAGAUGCCGGUGUGUCCAACUACUAUCUACCGGUUUACGCCGCAGGGUGCAACGAUCUUGACUGCGCGCCUGAACUUUUGCUCUGGUUCUUUGACAGCCGCGGCGGAUUCUACUUUCAGGAGCGCCAUCCGGAUGGGAGCAUGGUCGGCCAGCCAGACUGGGUUGAUGUCAGCGUUGUGAGAUGGUUCGAGCAGACGAGCCAGCAGUUUGUGGCCAAGUUUGGACGAGUCAUACCGUCGUUGGCGUUUGUCCACAUCCCGACCGAGGCCUCACAGGCUCUACAGGUCCAAGACGGGCCAAACACUGUUAAUCGGAAUUACCAACCUGGCAUCAACGACGACUAUCCAGUCGCCCAACAGGCACAAGGAUGGUGCGCCGAUGGACGCGACGAUGGGCCAUGCACCUACGGCGGACAAGAUGUCCCUUUUAUGAAGGCCAUUGCUUCGACUCCAGGUCUCAUGGCCGUCUUUUCAGGACAUGACCAUGGCGCCACCUGGUGCUACAAAUGGGAUCGGCUCGUCCCAGGGAUGACAGUGGCUGGAACCGGCGUCAACCUCUGCUUCGGACAGCAUUCCGGAUAUGGAGGAUAUGGCAAUUGGAUCCGCGGAUCACGGCAGGUCACCGUGGACCUCGAGACUCUUCGCGACAAUUGGGAGGCGAAGACGUGGAUUAGGCUGGAGAGCGGCGAUGUGGUCGGCUCGGUGUCGCUGAACGCAACCUACGGGAACGAUUGGUAUCCUGCGACUCCAAACGACAAGACGUUUUGUCCGACGUGCAAUUAUUCUGUUAUUACUCCGGGGCCGGGAUCCCUUCAGAAGAAGGUUCGUCCUGUGCGACGCCGGAUUUGA